GGGUGUAGAGGCAUCGCCCCCACAGGUUACUUUUCAUGUAAUGUCAGGUGGGGGCUAUACAGCCCCCCAACAUUUCAGCCCUAGUUGCGCCACUGCUGCCUACUAUGAUCAAUGGUCAUAGUUUAAGUUAAAAAAAUGUUGACCACGUUUUUAAAAUGUUAAAUCGUUACAGACAUGAAAUAAAAAAAAAAUAAUAAAUAAACCAGACUGUUAAACGAUAUUAUGUAUGAUUAGACUACGUCACUUGUGGUUGAACAACUCCCACCAGCCACGAGAAAUACUGCAGUGGCGGCGUUGUCGUCGAUCCAACGGUUUUCGUGAAGCGGUAGCGGCGGGAAUCACGCGUUAUAAUAAUAAUAAUAAUGUAUCAUUGAAGAAUGAAGUUUAGCUAGCCAGUCGGCGGCCGGCGGUUCAGUUGGUUCAUUAAACUUACCGAGCGGCGUUACAAUAUUAAUAUAGUUUAUGAUAGACAUCACGUGUACAAUAAAAUACAAAUUAUACUGUACUUGUUCGAGUGUCGGUCGUAGUGUCGUAUACAUGUAUUAACAACACCCGAGCGUGUGCGUCGUAGUAUACCUGCGUAUAAGUGAUGUGCAUCGAAUAAUGUAAAAAUAUUAUUUUAUUAGUUUUCAUCAACUCGCCACGAAAACCUACCGGAUACAAUAUAGUAAUACAAUUUCAGUUAAAGGAAAGAAAUUAGAUUUUAGCCGACAAAUGAUGACCCUUACCCUAUCAUUCCGGACUAGUUUGAUUUUCGCUACCGCUGUUGUUUGCGUAUUGAUUUCGCUGGUGCCCAAUGCUAAUGGUCAGAUAGAUUGCUAUGAGUGUACAGUACAUGCGCCAGAAUCGUAUUUGAACCUAACGACCAGACUGUGUUGGAAAUUUGAUGGUUCCGAUCACUACAAAGUACACUGUCCCAAUUCGACGUAUUGCAUGAAGAAAUCGUUUCAACUUGAGCUACAGGCCGGAAAAAUCGUUAAAGGAAAUGUGAGGGGUUGUGCGUCGCAGAAAUACGAUUAUCAGGUUUACAAGAACGGGUCGUGGAAAGUCGAGUCGGCUGUCGAGUACGACUCGUUCAAAAAUGGAUGCUAUUCCGGCAACGAUGAUCAACUGAGGACGGCGGAUACGCAGUUCUGCUACUGUAACGAUAACCUUUGCAACAACGCAAAACAGACGACGAACUUUUCCAGUCACACGGAUACUAUCGCCGUGAUCAUAAUUUACAAUAUCAUGAGGUUUCUGAAAACCCACACGCAACCGGCGUAACGAUAGCGUUUCGAACAUCCACCACGCGGUGCAGUGUCUGCAUAUUAAAGAAAUCUCGGCCAAUUGUACAAAGACUAAAUACAUUUUAAAUGAAAAAAACGAAAAAUGCUAAAAGCAACACAAGACGCGAAUGUGAAUAUUAGUAUUUUUUGGUUUUUUUCUAUACUUAAUGGACCCACGUCCAAAAUGUACACUGUUAUUUUAUCGAAUAUCGUUAUAACUAAUUAUAAUAAUUUAUUAAAUAACUGUUUUUGGUUCAAAUCUAGAAUUAUCUAUAUCUAAUUUACCAAGUACAGUAGAGUUAUCAUCGACACUUAUACACGCAAAUAACUUUAAUUUAAUUGGUAUAUUAUGAUAACAAUAUAUUUAGAUUAUCUUUGAUCAUAGACUAGAAAAUAUAAUAGAUUAUAACGGAAAUCUAUGAUAAAAAAAACAAAUUAUAUAAGAAUAAUUUAUUUAGUUUUAAACAAGACUUGGCUGUGUUUAUUUUUAGUGAUAAGUAUACAUGUGUAAUUUUUUUUUAAUCCUACAGAUAUAAUACCUCUACUAUACUACAAAGUGAAUUACAAUGUAAACUUUAUUGAUUAUUCAAUAAAAUAUUAUGUAAUUGAAGAACGAGUAUUUCUACUUUUUAUAACACAUUAGUAUAUAGGUAUUCCAUACGGAAUAGGUACCCAACCUUGUUUAGAUCUAAAAGUGACACAAAAUAAAACCAAUACAAACUGUGAAUUAUAAUUAUUAAACGUA
This is a messenger RNA of Acyrthosiphon pisum (pea aphid), 2013 nucleotides long. RefSeq lists its product as uncharacterized. The transcript is spliced from 3 exons. The record is from RefSeq and is a predicted model, not a curated record. Gene Ontology annotation, biological process: positive regulation of voltage-gated potassium channel activity; regulation of synaptic transmission, cholinergic; sleep. The coding region runs from base 715 to 1266 and encodes 183 amino acids. NCBI's taxonomy places the organism in Eukaryota, Metazoa, Arthropoda, Insecta, Hemiptera, Aphididae.